Molecule: messenger RNA, 5147 nt
Organism: Acipenser ruthenus (sterlet)
Lineage: Eukaryota; Metazoa; Chordata; Actinopteri; Acipenseriformes; Acipenseridae
Product: eukaryotic translation initiation factor 3 subunit A-like
Exons: 24
Coding region: 171-4139 (1322 amino acids)
Biological process (GO): translation reinitiation; formation of cytoplasmic translation initiation complex
Cellular component (GO): eukaryotic translation initiation factor 3 complex, eIF3e; eukaryotic translation initiation factor 3 complex, eIF3m; multi-eIF complex
Molecular function (GO): mRNA binding; translation initiation factor activity
Source: RefSeq, a predicted model, not a curated record
CGCCGCAGCCGCGGUGUCUUAGCUGGAGCGUCACGUGCUCCGGUCCUUUUCCCCCAGAUUUUGUCGGAGCGGGUCUGCAGCUGGGCGGCGCAGAUGGACGUGUUGAAACGAUUUUUCUGAAUUUUAUACUUUUUUCAAGCCGAAUAAUAUAUCGCAAGCGAUCGUGAACCAUGCCGGCAUAUUUCCAGCGUCCCGAGAACGCCCUGAAAAGGGCGAACGAGUUUCUUGAGGUUGACAAAAAGCAGCCAGCCCUCGAUGUUCUUUACGACGUGAUCAAGAGCAAAAAGCAUCGAACAUGGCAGAAGAUCCACGAGCCGAUCAUGCUCAAGUACCUGGAGCUCUGUGUGGACCUCCGCAAGAGCCACCUGGCCAAGGAAGGCUUGUACCAGUACAAGAACAUCUGCCAGCAGGUGAACAUCAAGUCCUUGGAGGAUGUUGUCCGGGCUUAUCUCAAGCUGGCUGAAGAGAAGACUGAGACUGCAAAGGGGGAGUCCCAGCAGAUGGUUCUUGACAUUGAGGAUCUGGAUAACAUUCAAACACCGGAGAGUGUGCUGCUGAGCGCUGUCAGUGGGGAGGAUACCCAGGACCGAACGGACCGCCUGCUGCUGACUCCCUGGGUCAAGUUCCUGUGGGAAUCGUACAGACAGUGCUUGGACCUGCUCAGGAAUAACUCGAAGGUGGAGCGCCUCUACCAUGACAUUGCUCAGCAAGCUUUCAAGUUCUGCCUGCAGUACACCCGUAAAGCAGAGUUCCGCAAGCUGUGUGAUAACCUGAGGAUGCACCUGGGGCAGAUCCAGCGCCACCACAACCAGAGCACAGCCAUCAACCUGAACAACCCUGAGAGCCAGUCCAUGCACCUGGAGACCAGGCUGGUCCAGCUCGACAGCGCCAUCAGCAUGGAGCUCUGGCAGGAAGCCUUCAAGGCAGUGGAGGAUAUCCAUGGCCUAUUUGCCCUGUCCAAGAAGCCACCCAAACCCCAGUUAAUGGCAAACUACUACAACAAAGUGUCUACUGUCUUCUGGAAGUCUGGCAAUGCUCUCUUCCAUGCAUCAACCUUGCACCGGCUCUACCACCUCUCCAGAGAAAUGAGAAAGAACCUCACUCAGGAGGAGAUGCAGAGGAUGUCUACCCGUGUGCUGCUGGCAACCUUGUCCAUUCCUAUCACCCCUGAACGUACUGACAUUGCACGUCUUUUGGAUAUGGACGGCAUCAUUGUAGAGAAACACAGACGCUUGGCAACACUUUUGGGUCUUCAGUCCCCACCCACCCGUCAAAGCCUGAUUAACGACAUGGUGAGAUACAAUCUGCUGCAGUACGUUGUUCCAGAUGUGAAGGAGCUGUAUAAUUGGCUGGAGGUGGAAUUUCACCCACUGAAGCUGUGUGACAGAGUAACCAAUGUUUUAAACUGGGUGAGAGACCAGGCUGAGAAGGAUUCUGACCUCCAGCAUUAUGUGCCCCAUCUGCAGGGCAACACUAUUCUAAGACUGCUCCAACAAGUGGCUCAGAUCUACCAGAGCAUUGAGUUCAGCCGUCUGGCCUCCCUUGUCCCCUUCGUUGAUGCCUUCCAGCUGGAGCGCUCGAUUGUCGAUGCUGCCAGACACUGUGACCUGCAGGUGCGUAUCGAUCAUACCUCCCACACGCUGAGCUUUGGCUCAGACUUGAACUACUCUGCUAAAGAGGACUCCCCAGUGGGCCCCUUCCUGCAGAACAUGCCCUCUGAACAGAUCAGGAACCAGCUCACCGCCAUGUCUUCUGCCCUGGCCAAGGCUAUCGAUGUGAUCAAACCUGCGGCCAUACUGCAAGAGCGUGAGGAUCAGAAGCAGCUGGCCAUCGCCGCCUACUUGAAGAACUCUCGGAAGGAGCACCAGCGUGUCCUGGCCCGCCGGCAGACCAUCGAGGAGCGCAAGGAGCGCCUGGAGAACCUCAACAUCCAGCGCGAGAAGGAGGAGUUGGAGCAGCGCGAAGCAGAGCUGCAGAAGGUGCGCAAGGCAGAGGAGGAGCGCCUGCGCCUGGAGGCCAAGGAGCGUGAGAAGGAGCGUAUCAUGCAGGAGCACGAGCAGAUAAAGAAGAAGACUGUGCGUGAGCGACUUGAGCAGAUCAAGAAGACAGAACUGGGAGCGAAGGCCUUCAAAGACAUCGACAUUGAGGAUCUUGAAGAACUGGAUCCAGAUUUCAUCAUGGCAAAACAGGUGCAACAGCUGGAGAAAGAAAAGAAAGAACUUCAGGAACGCUUGAAGAACCAGGAGAAGAAGAUUGACUACUUUGAGAGAGCCAAACGCCUGGAAGAAAUCCCUCUGAUUAAGAAGGCUUAUGAAGAACAGCGAGUGCAAGACAUGGAGCUGUGGGAGCUACAGGAGGAGGAGAGGAUAAGAAACAUGCAAGUGGAGCGCGAGAAGGCUCUGGAGCACAAGCAGAGAUUGUCAAGGAUGAUGGAAGACAAAGACAACUUUGUCUCCAAGAUCACGGCUGCACGCCAGUCUGUCUAUGAGGAAAAGCUGAAGCAGUUCCAAGAGCGUUUCGUUGAAGAGAGGAAACAGCGUUUGGAGGAUCGCAAGAAACAGCGAAAAGAAGACCGUCGCAAAACAUAUUACCGGGACAAAGAGGAGGAGGAACAGCGGCUGCAUGAAGAGCAACUUAAAAGAGAGCGUGAAGAGAGGGAGCGUAUUGAGCUGGAGCAGCGUGAGGAGGAAGAGCGAGAGUACCAGGAGAAACUGCGCAAGCUGGAGGAGCAGGAGAGGAAGCAGCGAGCGCGACAGCUUGAGAUCGAGGAGAGAGAGCGCCGCAGAGAGGAGGAGAAGAGGGUACCAGAGGACAAGCCACUUUCAAGGGAUUCAAAUCCACGCUGGGCUGACAAAGAGGAGGGAGGAUUAGGAGGAGGCGGUGGCUGGAGAAAGCGUGCUGAGGGCGGCGAGUCCGAGUGGAGACGUCCUGGGACUGGCACUGACAAGGAAGAAGGCCGGGAAAAUGAGAAACCUGCAUUCCGUCGAGACGAUGACCGGGAGCCGCCCUUUCGACGGGGUGGUGAUGACAGGGGCCCCAGAAAAGGGUUUGAGGAUGAGCGGGGUCCUCGCCGGGGCUUUGAUGAGGACCGGGCUCCCAGGAGGGGGCUAGAUGAUGACCGGGGCCCCAGGAGAGGGUUUGAGGACGAGCGGGGUCCUCGCCGGGGCUUUGAGGAUCGGGCUCCCAGGAGGGGGCUAGAUGAUGACCGGGGCCCCAGGAGAGGGUUUGAUGAGGACAGGACUCCUAGGAGAGGGGCUGAUGAGGAUAGGGGACCAAGGAAAGGGGCUGAUGAGGACUGGGGACCUAGAAGAGGAGGGGAUGAUGACAGGGGCCCAAGAAGAGGUGGAAGGGGCAUGGACGAUGACCAAGGACCUCGCCACGGAGACAAUUCCAAACCUUGGAAACCGCUAGGCAAAACAGUAACUUCCAAAUGGAGUGAGGAAGGCCCGAGUGAACCAGUCGUAAAACUUGGUGGCUGGAGAGAGAGGGAGAAAGCUCGUGAAGAGAGCUGGGCUCCCCCCCGUGAUACGGGGGCCUCUGAAGAGAGUGACGAGCGGGAGCCUGACAGAGAGCGUCGUCCUCCAAGGGAGGAGGGCAGCAGUGCUUGGAGGAAGGGAGGCACUGAAGAAUCGAGUGGCUGGAGGGACUCGCCCCGCAGUGACGCUUGGGAAGACAGGCGUAGCAACAGGCGUGAUGACCAAGACCGUCGUGACGUGAGAGACAAGCCCGAUGAGCGAGACCGCAGGGGCCCACCCAGAGCAGAGCGCAACGAAGUACCAUCGAAAUGGAAAGCAGACGAGACCAUUGAAACCAACGAAAGACCUGCGAGCAGCUGGAGGCGCGGUGGAGAGGAGCGCAAGGAGGAGAGAGACACCCCUCGCCGAGGAGCCCCUCCUUCCAGGGAGAAGGAGCGAGAGAGACCUACUGGGGAGGGCAACGUCUGGAGGGCUGAGAAGGAGCGGGAGAGACCCGCUGGGGAGAGCAGUGCCUGGAGAGCUGAGAAGGAGGGAGAGAGACCUGCUGAGAAGGAGCGAGAGCGAUCUGCUGGGGAGGACAGCGCCUGGAGGGCUGACAAAGAAGCUUCACGGCGCUCCAAAAUGGAAACCGAUGACGACGGCUGGACCACUGUGCGUCAUUAAUACAUUCGUGUCCUUUGCUGCAUCUUCUUAGUGUUGGAGUGGGCCUUAAAAAAUAAAUAAAUAAAUAAAUAAAAAUGGUGCCACACAAAGCAUUCUUAAAUCUUUAAAGAAGCAUUUGACAGUUGUUCAUUUUCAGGUGGUUUGCUAUUGUAACAUUAAAGCAAAGUCAUUUCUGAUAAUUGAUCAUGCACAGUUUUUAUGCAGUAAGUAAUGUGAAAAAAUACUGAUGCAGAAUGACCUAUUGCAUUGUGUAGGCUGUUGCCUUUAUUGAAUCAUUUCACAUCUUACUAAAUGUGCAUCUUAUAAAAGCAACUUAAUACAACUUUGUUGGACAUUUCAUUAAAGGACUUCUGAUGCUUAAUUGAGUGUACAAGGUUACUUUUUUUAUUCUGUGUUAAACUGCAAAGAUGUGGUGCAUAACAUAAGUCUGCCUAAUUAUUUAAACUUUCUAUAUUAAGUUGUUACAGCAGAAUUGGACCUAAUCUUUCUAAAUUCAAGGUGGUGCAAAUUGUUGAUUAGUAGUCAAGUCAGACAUAAAGCAUACUGAUAAUCCUGGUAGUUUUACUUGCUGCUAAUGUUACAUUUCACAUCUGAAUUUACACCAAGUGAUUGUCAUGGUAUUCGAAUCCAAUAAUGCAUACAUAACUAAUAAACUGCACACAUGAAAUACAUCAGCAUGAACACUGAAAAUGGAUCCUUGCUAUGCCAAUAUUUUUCUAUUGCCCAUGGUGAAAUUGUUCCUUUUAAAUAUAAUGUACUUUAAAAUCCUUUAUAAAAUAGUGUCAAAUAUUUGUGGUUUUUGAAAGCUGUAGUAUAAGCCUUGAUCUGGCACUUUUGGAUCUUUGUCUUUUUAGAGUAAUGCUUAACUUUCAUAAAUAUGUAGUAAUAACGGUGUUGGCUUUAAAAAAAUGUAAGUGAAUAUACGAACAUGACUAGGUUGCAUGCUUCUGGUCUUGUUUAAACCAACGCAGUCUAUUAUGAUGUUUCUAAUAAAAAAUAAAUUACACA